Sceloporus undulatus (fence lizard) is the source of this 709-nucleotide messenger RNA. It is a transcript of the gene ATP5MC2, whose product is annotated as ATP synthase membrane subunit c locus 2. Bases 108 to 545 code for a protein of 145 amino acids. Gene Ontology annotation, molecular function: proton transmembrane transporter activity. The record is from RefSeq and is a predicted model, not a curated record. NCBI's taxonomy places the organism in Eukaryota, Metazoa, Chordata, Lepidosauria, Squamata, Phrynosomatidae. Gene Ontology annotation, biological process: proton motive force-driven ATP synthesis; proton transmembrane transport. The transcript is spliced from 5 exons.
UGUCAUCCGUCCUUCCGGUGGCGCAUGCGCGGGAGGCGGCCCUUCUCUCCCCUCUCUCCCCACGAGCAGCAGCUGCUGAGUUUGGCCACCCCCCAACGUCCCUGAAUAUGUAUGCCUGUGCAAAGCUCAUCUCUGCUCCCACCCUUGUGAGAGACAGUACUCGGCUGCUAUAUAGGCCCCUCUCUGCCUCUAUGCUGAACAGGCCUGAGGUCCGGACGGAUGAGGUAAAUUGGCCUCAGUCCCGUUCCAUCGCUGCUGCUCAGAAUGCACUCCUGCCAGUUUUGCGCCGGGAAUUCCAAACCAGUUCGGUUUCCAGAGACAUUGAUACUGCCGCUAAGUUUAUCGGUGCUGGCGCUGCCACUGUAGGUGUAGCUGGUUCCGGUGCUGGCAUUGGGACUGUGUUUGGCAGUCUCAUCAUCGGCUAUGCCAGAAACCCCUCCCUGAAGCAACAGCUCUUCUCCUACGCCAUCCUGGGUUUUGCCCUCUCUGAAGCCAUGGGGCUCUUCUGCUUAAUGGUCGCAUUCCUCAUUCUCUUUGCUAUGUGAAGGAGCCGGAUAAUGCUGCCACUCAUGUGCUCCCCAGCUUCCCCUUGCGUUUAGUCCAGUGUGUAUACCGACCUGAUUGUUCUGUGGCCGACAGGAGGAGCCCAUCUGUUAACCAAAUCCGUCCAACUUGGAGGGGGAAAGUGAAUAAAUACUGUAUCGAUAUA